AUGGCAGAACCGGAGACAACUGCAGCUGCAUCCAUUUCCUCCCAAAAGGAUUUGGACACUGAAAUGGAACAAUUGGCUGCUCUGAGAGCUGAACUUGAAAGGGUAAAUGUUGAGAAUGUCAGAUUCAGAAAUAGAGAGCUGGUGCCUCUACAGGAGAAAGUCGCUGAUACUUCCUUUACUUCUCUGAAAAAGGAAAUGGAUGAUCAUGUCAAGGGUAUUCACUCUCGGAUGGACAAGAUUGAUAAGAACCAGGAGCUCUUUGUUGAUCACUUGAAGAUUUCUAAGUCUACAACUCCGUCCACUCCAGAGGAUCCCUCAACUAAGGGGGAGAAGGAUAAGGAAGACAAAGAUGAUAACAGCAAUGCUGAUGCUGAUAGGAGUAAUAAGGAUGGAGAAGGAAAUGCUGAUAGGAGUAAUAAGGAUGGAGAAGGUGCAAGUGGAAAAGAUUCUUCAGCAGCUGACAAAGAUUAUGAUAAGUCAAAAGGCAAAAUGCCUGAAUCUGAGAACAUCUUCACUAAUCAGGAUUAUGAUAACAUUCCUAAAGAUGUUAAUGAUGAUGAUGCAUUUGAUGCUGCUUAUUUUGAAGCUGAGGAAGAAGGUCGUUUCGAGGAAAGCUUUCUCUACACUGAAGAUCAGUCUGUGGACCCUGAGCACUUGGAAAGGGUCAGAAAGUUUAAAGCUGAACAUGAAGAUAGCAAAGCAAGGCUUCAGGAAUUACAGAAACUGGUGGAUGAGAAGAGGACAACUGAUGAGUUGGUCAAGCUGGAGAAACAGAAGCUAUGGGAUGCUAAGUGCAAGAAGAAGAGAGAAGAUAUCUCCAGAAAAGUUGGUGAAAACUAG
This is a messenger RNA of Daucus carota subsp. sativus, 840 nucleotides long. RefSeq lists its product as uncharacterized. The transcript has 3 exons. Lineage: Eukaryota; Viridiplantae; Streptophyta; Magnoliopsida; Apiales; Apiaceae. The coding region runs from base 1 to 840 and encodes 279 amino acids. The record is from RefSeq and is a predicted model, not a curated record.